ACAUGGCGGCGCCCAUUAGCAAACAUUGUAUUUCCGUUUCUAGAAAAGUGGGAAGUUUUCUGUUUAAUUCCGUGUUUAUUACCCAAGCGGCGCAGUGCGCCAACAAAAUGGACUCGGAGAGACCCACUAAGCUGGAGUUUGCGGUGCAGAUGACAUGUGAAAGCUGCGCGGAGAAAGUCAGAGCUGCUCUGGAGGGCAAAGCAGGUGUGAAGUCAGUCAGUGUUGAUGUCAGUAAGGAGCAGGUGCUGGUGGAAUCUGCUCUGACCAGUGCAGAAGUGCAGGCCCUGAUAGAGAGCACCGGACGGAGGGCUGUGCUGAAGGGCAUCGGAGGAUCAGAGCAAGAUCUGGGUGCAGCAGUGGCCAUGUUAGCCGGCGUGGGAUCGAUUCAGGGGGUGGUGCGUUUCCUGCAGCUGUCUGAGGACCGUUGCCUGAUUGAUGGGACCGUUGAUGGGCUGGAGCCCGGACCCCACGGCCUCCACGUUCACACGCUGGGGGAUCUCACACUGGACUGCCUCAGUUGUGGAGAGCACUAUAACCCCUUUGGGAGACAACACGGCGGUCCAGAGGACCCUGAAAGGCAUGUAGGUGAUCUGGGAAAUAUCAUCGCUGGACCAGAUGGGAGAGCCUCAUUUAGACUAGAGGACAGUCAGCUUAAGGUAUGGGAUGUGAUUGGUCGAUCCAUGGUUGUGGAUGCAGGGGAGGACGACCUGGGUCGAGGCGGUCACCCUCUCUCCAAACAGACUGGAAACUCUGGUGAAAGACUGGCCUGUGGGAUCAUCGCCCGGUCGGCGGGCCUUUUCCAAAAUCCCAAACAGAUUUGUGCCUGUGACGGCGUCACGCUGUGGGAGGAGAGAGACCGGCCAAUAGCCGGGACAGGUCGAAGCAAGACAAACCCAGAAACACUGGCAGCGCACCUGUAAUCCUCGGAAACAGACUCUGAUGGGAGUUUGAAUGGGAGGAGGAAGAGUGUCUCAGAGAGAAAUGGACAUGACGUUUCUCAGCGGGGGGGUCGGAGCUGAAGCGAGGAAGACCUGAAGUCCUGAAGAUAGCCGCACUGAUGACCAAACAGAAAUCAAUGGCCUUAGCUGUAUGAAAAUGUUCUUUGUGAUAUAAUCAAACACUCUUGGAGUUGUUCUCAUUGUUCUCUGAGGGGUUUAAAUGCAUUGAAGUUGCCUCAUUAGUAAGAUGUCCGUUAUUAGUGUUCUCAGCUAAAGAUUUAGUAUAUGAGUUACCCACACAGCUGCUAGCACACACAAAAGCAUCAAUUAAUUAUUAUAAACCUCCCUAAAGGACAAGAGGUUUAAACAUAUUUUGGGGGUGCAUGUUAUCUCCACAUAAGAGUUUUAUGACGCACAAAUAAUAUUAAAACUGAUGUGAUGCUGAAGAUUAUUCUGAUUGCUCAUGAAUAGUAGCUUUUUUUUUUUUUUUUUUUUUUUUUUUAAGGUGAGUGCACAGCUGGUGGUUGGAAAACCAGAUCAAAUCUUGAAAUUCCAGGAUCUAAGAUGUAGAUGUGUUUUUAUUUUUGAAAAUGUUUGUCCGGAUCUGAGGAAGACGUGAAAACCAUCCGUCCCUCCCUCGGUCUGUUCGCCUUAAAUCCGUAAGGUGGUGUGAGCGACUCGGUAGGAGAGUUUAAGGUGCCGUUUACACGAGACCGUUUUCAUUUUGAAACGGUGUCGUUUUGAUGCGUUUCGGCCUUGCGUUUACACGAC
Molecule: messenger RNA, 1709 nt
Organism: Archocentrus centrarchus (flier cichlid)
Lineage: Eukaryota; Metazoa; Chordata; Actinopteri; Cichliformes; Cichlidae
Gene: ccs
Product: copper chaperone for superoxide dismutase
Exons: 8
Coding region: 3-920 (305 amino acids)
Biological process (GO): superoxide metabolic process
Molecular function (GO): copper ion binding
Source: RefSeq, a predicted model, not a curated record